AUGUAUCGUCCAAUAUUAUUACUUCGUACAGCUACUGCUGCUACUGCUGCCACUGCUGCUCCGCUACUGCUUGCCACAUACCAGCCCGCGCACUACCUCGGGUUGGGCCUAGCAGUACUUGGCGGUACACUCGAUGCUUUCGGCACCCAAGCCAGAGCUCGCUGUGAAUCCCACCGUGCCGGCCCCGAUGCUUUUUACUGCUCGCCCGCGCACCUCUGCCGCAUCCGUCCUCCCUCCUCUUCAAUCAUUGGAACAGUCGACGUUGCCGCCGGUGCCAUCUCGCUCCUCGCCCAGCUCUCAGGCCGCAAGCGUCCGAACCCACGACUUUGCUGCGUCCACCCCGACCGGCUGCUGCAUCGCCUGUGCCGGCCAAGCUCCACCUGCUGA
This is a messenger RNA of Trichoderma atroviride IMI 206040, 387 nucleotides long. RefSeq lists its product as uncharacterized. NCBI's taxonomy places the organism in Eukaryota, Fungi, Ascomycota, Sordariomycetes, Hypocreales, Hypocreaceae. The record is from RefSeq and is a predicted model, not a curated record.